AUGGCGUCUAUGUCUGCUUCAGAUCAGCACGCACUUGACAAUGCCAACCGAAUUACACUAGAUGCAGUUGUUGAGGCUCUCGUUAAUCUGCGAGAUUUAAAUGGGACGACUUUGACGAAUCUGAAAAGAUAUUUUGUCAACAAGUUUCCCUCUCAUGUUACGUCGACGGCGCUCAGUUCACGAAUCAAAAAAGUUCUUAAGAAAGGUGUUGGCGAAGGAAAAAUCAGAAGGGACAGAAAACGUAGAUACUUCCUUUGCAAUGACAAUGACGACGGCGGAAGCAAAAAACGUCGCAAUCGAUUGGAUAAUGAUGCAUUUUUUCAUCACCAUAAAAGGCGGCGACGAUCAAAAGGGAAGAAAAGUAAAAAGAGAAGGAGGCGUAGGAGAGGUUGCAAGAGGAGGAGAGGACGCAGGGGGAGGUGUUAG
Candidula unifasciata is the source of this 426-nucleotide messenger RNA. The record is from the annotation of a GenBank genome assembly. NCBI's taxonomy places the organism in Eukaryota, Metazoa, Mollusca, Gastropoda, Stylommatophora, Geomitridae.